This is a messenger RNA of Scylla paramamosain (green mud crab), 3114 nucleotides long. Its product is annotated as nuclear receptor coactivator 5-like. Bases 520 to 2724 code for a protein of 734 amino acids. The transcript is spliced from 10 exons. Gene Ontology annotation, molecular function: RNA binding. The record is from RefSeq and is a predicted model, not a curated record. NCBI's taxonomy places the organism in Eukaryota, Metazoa, Arthropoda, Malacostraca, Decapoda, Portunidae.
AGACAUGCAUAAAAAAAAUAUGGAUAGAGGGACCAGAAGUACAAAAGAAUGUGUUAAAGGGCUUUUUAUAGAAGGUUUGGCAUGAAUAUAUUGGCAAAUUCUCUCUCCCUUUCCUCUAUCCAUUCCCUUCCCACUUGUGUACUACCAGCUUGCACUCACUUUUCCAAAAGAUUGAGCUGUUAGAAAGGUAAUUACUACCAAAAAUGAGAAGCUCCCUCACCUCUCAAGACAAGGCCACAUUUUCUAAAUUAGCCUGUGGUUUAUGUGUUGGUAUGUAUUACAUGUAUAAACAAGGAAAUAUGGCAUUCUCUGCUCUAGCAAUUUAUUGUUACUGAAAAAAUAUAUAUACCCAACUCUUACAGGAGAGCAUUGGUUUGCUGGUACUUGUUGUUUGGUCUCACAUAAACCCCUGAACUCUGAGUGAUACUGGGGAAGAAAGGUGAGAAUAUAGGAGAAACAGAUACCAAAGGAAAAGAAACAAGAAAGAAGAAUUGUAGGAAGUGUGACUCGGAAGUAAAGAUGGAUGAGGAAGAGCUGUGUGGAAGCUGUGGUGACGAGGAGAGAAAGAAACAGGUGGAGAAACUGGAUGUGUGUGGAGGAAACAAGAAACCUGUGAAAGGAAGAUACAAGGGGCUUAACUGUGAGAUUUCAGGUGAGCUGGACUCCACAAUGUCUCGUGGCCGUGAGCGGGAACGCCGGCGCUCACACAGCCACAGCCGUAGCAGAAGUCGCAGCAGAGGUCGGAACUUCUCACCAGGACGAAGAGGAAUUUCUGAUGUUACCUCCGACCCUAAGACAGUUAAUGCACGGAUAUUUGUUGGCAGCAUCAGUGUGUUCAUGACAAGAGAAAUGCUGCAAGAAUAUUUUUCCCAGUACGGACGCGUUGUAGGAGUGUCCAUAACAAGACACAAGUUUGGCUUUGUGCAGUUUGAAGAGGAGGAGGAAGCAGCAGCAUGUCUAAGGGCAGGUAACACGGCACACAUCUCAGGAAAAAGAGUUGAUGUGAAGCCAGCAAAGAUUAGUGGUGGUAUGGGUGUGGGUAUGCAACCUGUUGGUGGCUUCCGGCGCAGCCGCUACAGUGACAGUAGAGAGAGGUCUCCAUCAGGGAGGGGAGAUGAAGACUAUUAUAAUGAUUAUUAUGGGCGUGGAGGCAGCGGCAAUGGAAGUGCUGGAGGUGGAGGAGGAGGUGGGGGAGGGGGAGGAGGUGGUGGGGGUGGUGGCAGUGGUGGGGGUGGAGGAGGAGGAGGAGGAGGUGGUGGUGGUGGUGGUGGUGGUGGUGGUGGUGGUGGAGGCAGAGGCCGGGAGCGAGACCGUGAUAGAGGAGGACGGGGUCGAGGUCAUUACGAAGACAUGUAUGAUAACUACUACCGGGGGUACUACCAGCGUUAUGAUGACUCAUAUCAGCGGCCCCCUGCCCCCGAGAUGGAAACUCCUCGUCAUGCCCCACCCCGGGACUACCCAAGCUACAAUGAGCCCAUGGACCCCUUGGAUCCCAACCGACCAAACGAUGUGGAAAUUGUUGUUCCGAACAAGAUGCAGAGAGAUUAUGCAGAAAGCAUUGAGGCACAGCUGAAGUCCUUCAACAUGAUGGUGGAUCUACUGUUCCCUCCACCAGACAUCCUCCCGUCACAAGUGCUGACUGACCUCAGUCAGCGCAGGUGUCUCUAUGCCAUCUUCGUUACCGCUGAAAAUGAGAGCCAUCACUCCCUCACCCUCAACAUUCUCCACGGCAGUCCACAAGAUGCAGGAAAGGAAUGUGUCUUACGAUGCUGCUGGGGUAGAGCAGUUCUACUAUCGGGCCCUGAUGCAGAGAGACCCGGGUUUGCUGCGCAGCUGACCCCUGCACAAUGUGAACACCGCAACAUGCCGGUUGAUGACGCUUUGCGUUUAAUUGAACAAAAUUUUGAGGAAUACGUCAAGAAAGCCUGUCAACGGAAUAUUCGUGAGGUUGUGCCCCGAGAUAUUCGCAAUUUGCUCCUUGAUUUGCUUGAGAUGCGUCCCCUCUCCAUGGGUGACCUGGACAAGUUGAUCAAGUACCUGAAGGAGCGACAAAGCAUGCUGGUGGAUGACCAAAUUGAGCAGAAGCGAGAAACGGCAGCAGGAGCCAGUGCCAGCCGACCCAUGACAGUUACUUACCCUGGGUAUAAUUAUGGUUCCAACAAUGUGGUGGGGUCUGAUACCCCUGUAAGCCAGAGCACUACAGUAGCCACUGCUGCUCCAGGUACUGUUAGUGUGGUUCCUCAACCAUCAGCAGCAGCAGCUGCAGCAGCUGCUGCAGCUGCUGCUGCUGCUGCUGCUGUUUCAGGUAGUGCGUAUCCUACUUACGGGAGUGUGCCAGGUUUAACGAGUGGGGUAUACAGUGCGUAUGGAGUGGGUGCCCCAGUGCCAGCCACUCCAGUUGCUGCUCCCAUGAUCACUGCCGGGUCCAUUGGGAGCACAGGAAAUAAGCAGGCUGAGCUACAAGAAAGAAUACUUAAUUUGAUGAAGGGUCCUGCUGGUGGAGGAGUACCAACUGGUGUUCCACCUCCAUCAGGUGUGCCUGCCCCUACAGGUGUACCACCUCCCUCAGGGGUGCCACCACCUAGUAUGGUGCCACCUGUUUGGCCACCUGGUAUGACAAGCCAUUCAAAUAAGGCCACGUCUUCUCCAGCAGUAAAAGUAUCUCAAUCAGGUGCUCCUGGACAAAGCACACUUUUUGCUGCUUACACCCCAUGGAAUCAGUGAGUUGGAAAAAUAAUAAAUCUGGCUUUUGAUAGAAUUUGAUAUUUUUUUCAGAUUCCACCCAGAAUGUACAAUUUUUAGGUGAAGUGAAAAUUGUAGAUUUGAAAGCCCCUCAAAUUGUUGCAGUCUAAGAUUUUAUAGUAUUGCGCGUACAGUCAUGACGCAUCUUUCCUGUUCAUUAAUAGGAAGGCUCAGUAAUUUCAGAAGUAGAAAGUGAAAACAAAGGUUGUAUGAGCCUGUCUUGGAUAUUAUGGUCAUUAUUUUUAUAAGUGGUCAGAAAGUAUUCUCCAGUGUGGUCCCAAGAAUCUUUCCUUUAUUAUAUAUAAAAAAACUUUUUAUAGUUUUCCAUGCAUAUGUAGUAUAUUUAAUAAAAUUUUGUCAGAGAUAUAACAA